ACAAUUUUUAUCGAAACCUUGACUUAAUAUUUGAUAUACAGUUUAUUGUUUAGAAACUGAGUAAUCUGUUUCCCAAUGGUAAUCUACAAUGAAAUACGUCUUUGCAAUUUUCGGUAGCAUCUUCAGUGCAAUAUACUUAAGUAGCCUACUCUACAGUACCAUGGACGACAAUAAAGAAGAAACCAGCAUCAAAGAGGAAGAUAACAAAAUGUCUCUCCUUGAAGUGGAGGAGGAAGAGAACAAAAUGUCUUACGUAGAAAUGGAGGAGGAAGAUAACAAAAUGUCUUUUGUAGAAGUGGAGGAGAAAGAUAAGAAAUUGUCUCUCGAAGAAGUGGAUGAGGAAAAUAAGAAAUUGUCUCUCGAAGAAGUGAAGGAGGAAAACAAGAAAUUGUCUCUCAAAGAAGCAGAGACCUCCGUGAUAGUGGAAAAAGUUGGAGACACUGGAUUUCACUUCACAGAGUCAGGAGAAUUUCUUGAUGAGCAUGAUUCAAAGUUUCAGUUUGCUGUAUCAGAUGACCAUUCUGAUAAUCAAUCCAGGUAUGAACAAAUUGGAGAUGCUGUUACUGAAUACAUCUACACAGUCAUGGAAGAAAAAUAUGGACUGCGACGGAUACACAUUCCAAUUGGGAUAGAAGAAGCAGACCCAUCAUCAUUUGUCUUUGUGUCAAAUGAGUUCCAAAGCUCUGCAAAUAAGAAGCUUGUCCUUAUAAAUGGCAGUGGAGCUGUCAAAGCUGGUCAGUGGGCAAGAAGUAUCAUUAUGAAUGAUAAUCUCUAUCCCGGUUCAAUGCUACCAUACAUUCAGUGGGCUGCAGACAAUGAAUUUGAUGUCCUGGCUUUAAAUACCAAUGAAUGUGGUUAUGAAAUGAAUGGAUCUCGUACACCAUUCGAACAUGCUCAAACUGUUUGGGAUGACAUGAUAAGUGGAGUUCUAGAAAAGAGUGUCUUUAUUGUGACACACAGUUUUGGUGGGGUUGUUGUGCAGAAGCUAAUAAAGAAUAAUUCCAAUUUUAAAGAUAUCGUUUCAAAGAUCGCAUUCACUGAUAGUGUACACAUGGGAAAGAUACCGUGUGAUUCUAUCCCAUGCAUUAAUUGGGUAUCAUCCUCAAAACCUGUUGAUAAACAUUUGGGAGACGGGUUUGGUUGUGAGAUGAGAUCAGCAGGCUCUACAAAACACCCCUGGACAUCACAUUAUGCUAUGGAUUAUAUUUUCAGUUGGUUCAUGGAGAAUGAAACUGAUGAAGCUAAGGAUGAAAAUAAAUUGUGACUUUAUUGAAUUACCAUGAUGUUCAGAAGAUAACUCUAGCAGUA
Messenger RNA from Bolinopsis microptera, 1308 nucleotides. Its product is annotated as FAM172 family protein homolog CG10038-like. The transcript has a single exon. Gene Ontology annotation, biological process: regulatory ncRNA-mediated heterochromatin formation. Lineage: Eukaryota; Metazoa; Ctenophora; Tentaculata; Lobata; Bolinopsidae. The record is from RefSeq and is a predicted model, not a curated record. Gene Ontology annotation, molecular function: siRNA binding. Gene Ontology annotation, cellular component: nucleus. The coding region runs from base 89 to 1264 and encodes 391 amino acids.